CAAUACCACCAUUAAAUUUUUUGGGUGCAUUUUCAGAACCGUUUGAAGCAAAACUUCACGUGAAUAUUUGUACAGUUGACGACGCCAAAGUAUGGCUUGAUGAAUUUUCUAAUUUACACAAGUCACCUGGUAAAGCUGAAACAAGGGCAAAAAACAAAAAAUAA
Ambispora leptoticha is the source of this 164-nucleotide messenger RNA. The record is from the annotation of a GenBank genome assembly. NCBI's taxonomy places the organism in Eukaryota, Fungi, Glomeromycota, Glomeromycetes, Archaeosporales, Ambisporaceae.